Messenger RNA from Piliocolobus tephrosceles (Ugandan red Colobus), 435 nucleotides. RefSeq names its product trefoil factor 3 (gene TFF3). The record is from RefSeq and is a predicted model, not a curated record. Gene Ontology annotation, biological process: maintenance of gastrointestinal epithelium. Lineage: Eukaryota; Metazoa; Chordata; Mammalia; Primates; Cercopithecidae.
AUGCAGGAGAGUACAGGAGCAGCCAGAGCCAGGAGGAAGAGCCUUCACCAAGCAAACAAUCCAGAGCGGCUGUGCAAAUACCGGGGCAUAAAUGAGGCCUCCUGGACCAUGAAGUGUGUCCUGAGCUGCAUCCCGGAGCCCAUGGUAGUCAUGGCGGCCAGAGCGCUCUGCAUGCUGGGGCUGGUCUUGGCCUUGGCGUCCUCCAGCUCUGCUGAGUACGUGGGCCUGUCUGCAAACCAGUGUGCCGUGCCGGCCAAGGACAGGGUAGACUGCGGCUACCCCCAGGUCACCCACGAGCAGUGCAACAACCGGGGCUGCUGCUUUGACUCCAGCAUCCCUGAAGUGCCUUGGUGCUUCAAACCCCUGCAGGAACAAGGAGUCAACACCUCCACACUGCCAUACCCCCUCCCAGACUCCUUCCUGCUAUGCCCCUGA